This is a messenger RNA of Lodderomyces theae, 420 nucleotides long. RefSeq names its product Mci4p (gene MCI4). Gene Ontology annotation, biological process: respiratory electron transport chain. NCBI's taxonomy places the organism in Eukaryota, Fungi, Ascomycota, Pichiomycetes, Serinales, Debaryomycetaceae. The coding region runs from base 1 to 420 and encodes 139 amino acids. The record is from RefSeq and is a predicted model, not a curated record. The transcript has a single exon.
AUGAGAUUCACUUCUGUUUUAAGACAAAUACCCAAGCUAAAAUUAUCGGAGGUUGUAGUAAGAGCUGGUGAAGGUUUGCCAACUGGUAUAACGGGUAUCUACAAACACCCCAACCCAAGACCCGCUCUUGUCACUUUAUACAACGAACAGUUGAAGGUGCUAAACGACAAGUUUCCAAAGGACUCAGUGUACAGACAAUCAGUAGAGCAGUUGACUAAAAACAGAUUGAAAGUUGUGGAACAAGAGGAAAUCACCGAGAAUAUUGAAAACAAGAUUGGUAAUGGAUUGAUUGAAGAACUCAUCAUCCAAGCUGCAGAGGAAUUAAACUUGAGUCAUGAAAUGUCUGCUUUGAAAUGUUGGGAAGAGUUGGAGGAAAAGCCAUUGGAUGACCAAUGGGUCUACUUUGGUAAGAAAAUCUAA